CAGAGUGCAGUUCGCGUGGAGAGCUGAGGUGGCCCUUUUCGAAGGAAGACGGAAGAGUGAAGUUGUGGUUCUCCGGCAUCCAGCAAAGAAAAAUCAAAGGCACUUGGUUGCUUUCAUUGAAAAGUGUAAAAAUAUUUCGGACAAGAAAAGAAGAUGAAUCGCGUCGUUGCAUUUCUGCUUCUUUGUGUUGGCCUUUGUGCAGCGGAGAGCUGCACAGAUCCUGUCAUCACCCCGUCCUCCUACACCACCACGGAUGCUGUCAUUUCCUCGGAGUCCGUCUUCAUUGUGGAGCUCAGCCUAGCCUGUGCUAAUGGGGCCCAGAGUGUGGCUUUGUAUGCGGACGUCAAUGGAAAACAGUUUCCUGUGACUAGAGGCCAGGAUGUGGGGAAGUACCAGGUGUCCUGGAGUGUCCCCCACAAACAGGCCAGCUCUGGAACAUACCAAGUCAAGUUCUUUGAUGAGGAAUCUUACAGUGCUCUUCGCAAGGCCCAAAGGAACAAUGAGGAUGUGGACUCCAUCAAACCUCUCUUCUCUGUCAAUGUGGAUCACAGGGGUGCGUGGAACGGUCCCUGGGUCUCCACUGAGGUUCUGGCUGCAGUCAUCGGCAUCCUGGUCUACUACCUCGCCUUCAGCGCCAAGAGCACCAUUCAGGCGUGACCGUGACGACCGCACCCUGACCAGCUCGCAUAGACCCAGACGCCCACCUUACAUGACCGCACCCUGUCUGCACGGACCGCACCCUGUCCGCAGUGACCAGCUCGCACAGACCCAGACGCCCACCUUACAUGACCGCACCCUGUCCGCACGGACCGCACCCUGUCCGCAGUGACCAGCUCGCACAGACCCUGAAGCCCACCUUACAUGACCGCACAGACCACACCCUGUCCGCAGUGACCGGAUUUUGCAGACCCAGACUUAUACACUUAUACACCCUGACCGCAACUUGACCAGCUCACACAGAUUCCGACAUGUUUUCAGCGAGCGAUUGAAAAUCUGGUCAUGUACGGCAGUGGCAUUCACAGUAAUGCCAACCCUACCUGUAGGUUUUUCUUGUACCCAAACGUCAGCCAGGGGUUUCAGCUGCGGCUUUAGACCACAAAAACCUAGUGCAGCUGGAGUAGAUGUUUCAUAGCCUUGUGGUUAGAAGUCCAGGUUUGAAGUGGCCCACUAACUGGGGAAAAAGAAAUAACUGAUUCAUGAAAGACUUGUAUGCAUUAAGAUGUCAGGACAGUGAGCAUGUGCCAGCCUCCACAAUGGGACUGAUAUUUAAAAGUAUUUGGGAUUUAAGCCCCCCCCCCAGCUACGCUGCGGUUUAUUUAUACUGAGUCACAGACCGAGAUUGAGAGGAGAGUACUGGAAGAGGGGUGUGGAGGGGGUGGGUGGGGGGGAUAAAAUAAAAUCAAUAAAAUAAUUUUUUUAAUGAAAA
Messenger RNA from Anguilla rostrata (American eel), 1426 nucleotides. RefSeq names its product signal sequence receptor, delta (gene ssr4). The transcript is spliced from 6 exons. Lineage: Eukaryota; Metazoa; Chordata; Actinopteri; Anguilliformes; Anguillidae. Gene Ontology annotation, cellular component: endoplasmic reticulum; membrane; endomembrane system. The record is from RefSeq and is a predicted model, not a curated record. Bases 154 to 657 code for a protein of 167 amino acids.